Messenger RNA from Nematolebias whitei (Rio pearlfish), 846 nucleotides. RefSeq names its product proline rich Gla (G-carboxyglutamic acid) 2 (gene prrg2). The record is from RefSeq and is a predicted model, not a curated record. Bases 78 to 743 code for a protein of 221 amino acids. Gene Ontology annotation, cellular component: extracellular region. The transcript is spliced from 7 exons. NCBI's taxonomy places the organism in Eukaryota, Metazoa, Chordata, Actinopteri, Cyprinodontiformes, Rivulidae. Gene Ontology annotation, molecular function: calcium ion binding.
UCGGUUCGAGGACAGGUUGCUGUUCCCAUGUUUCUGAAACUCUAAAAGUGUUUCUUUCCUCUGAAAUACUUGGACAGAUGGGUCAACUUACAGUCAGGUGGAGUGACAGAUUUGGACAGUUCUUAGCAUCAAUGGCAGCUCUGUGGGUGUGGAUGAUCCUGCUGUCCCUGCUGCAGAUGGCCCACUGCUCCGUCACCAACAGACAUGUUCCAGGUAAGCUGGUGUUGCUGGACGAGCAGUCAGCAGUGUCCUUCCUGUCCCGCUCUCUGCUUGCAAACAACUGGGACUUUGAGCUGGUGGUGAAGGACGACCUGCAGAGGGAGUGCUACGAUGAGCUGUGCAACUACGAGGAGGCCAGGGAGUGUUUUGAGGAUGACGCUGCGACGAAAGCUUUUUGGGACCAGUAUGUCAAAGAUCAUGAACCAACUGCAUCCAGAGUGGACAUGUCCGGUUUGGUGGCGGGAAUCUUGGCGAUCGUAGUGACAGCAAUUAUUGCCAUUGUGCUGGGAGUCUACUGCUACAAAAACAAGAAAAAGACAGGAACGGCCCGAGCCCCAGUUAGAAUGGCAGGAGAUGGGAAUCCAGCUCCAGAGACCGUGCCCCUGGCUGGAGUUGUAGUUCCACCUCCACCUUUACCCAGCUACAAUGAAGCUUUGAAUCACAGUGGGCAACACGACGCCCCACCACCACCUUACUCAGGGGGGGCGCCACCAGAACCAGCUGAUCCAGGAGAAAACGACUAAGAAGGAUGGCUGAGCCUGAUGAGUGAACUUUGUAUAAUUGUCUUAAAACUAUGCUUGUUGUAUAUUUUUAAUUUCAUCCAUCCAUCCAUCAUCUUUACCCGCU